Messenger RNA from Xyrauchen texanus (razorback sucker), 7583 nucleotides. RefSeq names its product AP-4 complex accessory subunit RUSC2-like. The coding region runs from base 296 to 5194 and encodes 1632 amino acids. Lineage: Eukaryota; Metazoa; Chordata; Actinopteri; Cypriniformes; Catostomidae. Gene Ontology annotation, molecular function: protein binding. The transcript is spliced from 13 exons. Gene Ontology annotation, cellular component: cytoplasmic vesicle. The record is from RefSeq and is a predicted model, not a curated record.
UAGCGCCGCUCGCUUCGAUCCAGCGCCGCUGUUGCGCUCAAUUUACAGCCCAGCGAAAUCAACACAAACGUGGCGACUGUUCACACUGAUCUGACAUCGUGAUAUCAAUGGGAACCGAGGAGGUGCCAUUUGUCUUAAACAUGUUUUCCUUCCGUCAAGAAAUCCUGUUUAACAUUUUCUUAAAUGUCCCUUACUCUCCAAAAUCACGGAUUGGCAUUGGAUGUGUGAACUAAAAUUUAAAACCACCUUUGGCAACUACACAACCACUCAUCGCCCUCACCCAUGCUAGAAAAAGAUGGAAAGCCCACCUAAGCUAGCAGGGGAGACCCUUAUUGUCCACCACAUUCCGCUGGUUCACUGCCAUGUAUUGGGUUCGCGACAGUGCUGUGGUAGUCCAUUGAAAAGGAGCGGGAAUCCCUUCAGCUGUCCGGAGAACCUGGGACUGAGCCGGACUACCUCUCUGCCUGAGCGAGACAUUCUACAGAGGGAGGCGCUGGUGUACAGUAGCCUAAUUCAGACGUCCAGCAGCAGCCUUAGCUCAAGUGACACUUAUGGGGAUGGAGGGAUGAGAGGUGGAGUGAAACAAGGAAGAGGUAGAAUAGAAGGAAGCAUGGCAAGCAACACUUCCUCUUUUACGUCAAGUACUUCUGAAGAUCAGACUCAAGCCUUGCCAAUGAAAACACAUGAACGGUCAAACUCGCGGCGGAACCCCUUCCUGCUCAACACAGAAGAUGAAGAUGAAGAGGAUGAAGACAAUCUGAGUGGAUAUUUUGAAGACUCUUCUGUUCACUUGCAUGGAAAUUCACAUGAAAUCUCAAAUGCAGUGCAUGCAAAUGAAGACUUGCUGCCUUUCCACCUACAUGACCUUGGCUUCAAUGCUCAGCCUUUCCUAUUGCAUGACUCUUCAGAAAGUGGGGCAGUAGAGAGCAGAGACAAUACAAUAGGUGGGACUUUUGAUUUGUCUACUCACUUGGAAGGCCUGAACGUGCUGAGAUUGGACAGCCAGCAACGUUUUGGAAGCAGUGGUUCCACCCUCUCAAUGGACUGUGGUGAGCAAGAAUGGGGUGAGGAUGAUGAUGAAGAAGACCAGUCCAUGCUGGGCGGCAGAGGCAGCUCAGAGUGUUCCAGUCUGGCAGCACCUCAUUGCUCAUGUUGCGGCCUAUCCCAGCCAUACCCUGAACCUUUCCCAGACUUAUUUUCAGAGUGUCACCAGGGCUAUGCCAGUGAUUCUUCCUGUAACAGCUCAGAUGGAGUGCUGGUUAACUUCAGCGCAAUUUACAACAAGAUGAACAACGUUAUCCCAGCCAAGCUAUCACUUAAUAUCAACAGUUCCUCCGACCAAUCCUGUGCCUCGUCUGUUUCUGAGCUUGUUGGGAUGCUCGGGACAGAAUGUAGCAGUGGACAUGGAGCUUUCUACCUGGACCUACACACCUCCCCGACGGAACCUCCACGGCAUACUUCAGCUACUAUAGAACAUGCAAACUCUUCCUCUUCCUCUGUAUGUCCAUCUCAGCCACAAGAUGCCAGAAUUGAACUAGAUGCCAACUGUAACUCAUACCACAACCACCUUGGAAGCGAGGACCUGUCCUCUGCUGAAACCUAUGCUAACGACCUCACCUCAUGUCUUCAAAGCCAGGCCCGCUUGGUAGUAGCAACUCAGAAUUUCUACAAGCUUGUGACAUGUGACAUUUCUUCCCAGUCCUCUCCCAGUCCGGCAGGGUCAUCAGUCACAAGCUGCUCAGAUGAGCACAGCAAAGGUAGUCCCACUCAGCCAACAGAGUACUUUCUAUUCCAACAAAUGAAAGAGGAUGAAGAAGACACAGAGCUGCAGAAUAAAGAAAAAAUAGGGGAUGAUCCAAAUUUGACUGAAUCUACCCAUGAUAACGUCAUUGAGGGACAGGUGUAUAUCAACAUCUCCCCACCUAUUACAGCCUGCAAUUCAGUUGGUGCUUCGGUAAGUCGUUGCCCUCGAUCCCGCAGUUAUGACCGAAACUUGGAUAAGUCACCAUCUCCUCGUCUCAGAUCGCUGGAGCGCAUGCUUAGCUGCCCAGUUCGCCUUUGUGAGAGUGCAGCUCCAAGCCUGCCCCCUCCACCACGGGUCACUUCUUUUGCAGAAAUGGCAAGGAGUAAAAGAAGAACAGGAGGAUCACCACUGCAGAAGGGUGGCAUAGAGGCCACGUCUACACACUCCCAUUCUUCUGGAGAGUUCUCACCUAUCCUGGAAGACAUUCCGCUUGGUCAGAGCCACAGUAUACUGCCACUCAAUCGAUGCCAAAGCCAGGGAAGCUGUGAUAUGUCCUCUCCACAAAAACCAUGGAGUACACUACUGCGAGAGUCACCAGGGGGAGCAAGCAAGCAGACUCGAACCAAAGCAGACGGUGGCCUGUCUAGCUCCACAGACUCCUCGCAAGUUGUAGUUCGCUAUAGCAAAGAUCAGCGUCCAACCUCAUUAUCCAUACAGCCCUUCACUUUCCAGCACCAGUUUGGAAAACCCCAGGCAAAGCCGCUCCUUCCACUUCUGGACGGAUACAUCAGCCAUAUGCAGGCUCGAGGAGUUGCAGCACCUGAGGGUGGUGAAGACAACUCGGAAGAAGGUCACGCUGCUUCUAAUGCCCCAACAACUUUGCGGCCAUCUCCACUGGGCAGCUACUCGCCAGUUCGUCUCCAAGCUGCACCCAUCUCUUCUGGAACCUGCUCGACAUGCACUCCAACACCGAGUGGUCCAAAACCACCACGUUCCCUCUGUUGCCCCAUCUCUCCUGGUCUUCUUCCCCAGCACACCCCACCUGGAGAGGUCAUACAAACGGAGACUCCUAAACAUGCUCCCUUACCUCCUACGCCACCUCCACCACCACUGAUGAAGCAAGGCCCACUGAUACCUGCUUUGCCUACAAGAAUGAACUUUUUACACCGUGGGAAUUUGACAGAUUUGCCAACGCUUCCCAGCUCUGGUCUUAGUCCUCUAGGAAAUUUGGAGCCAGCUCCAGAGGAAGAGCCAGUUAAAGUUUUACCGGCGUGUGUGUCACAGCGACAGCCCAAUGUGCACCACCUGUCCCCUCAGGCACUGAAAUGGAGAGAGUACAGGCGAAAGAAUCCUCUUGGAGUGGAGCGUGGUAAAGACGGUCCCCCUCAUUCUCUCUCUUGUGCUCUGGAAACAAAGAGACCUGGAACUCGUGUCAUGCGACGCAAUGUGUUUGAUUUCCCUCCAACCAAUCAACUGCUCAGCUUCAGCAGAUUGAAUGGUCAGUCGUUGAGGCAAUUGCCAGAGUGCUACAGUGAUUUCCUGCCUGAUUAUUUUUCUCAGACUGAGCGCCCCCCAGAGGAAUUCUGCUUAUCUCCAGAUGCUAAUACUGAUGAAUCCAUCUCUAUAGACCUACUGCAGAAGAGAGGUUUGGUGAAGGCCAUCAAUACAGCAGUCGAUCUAAUAGUUGCUCAUUUUGGAACUAGCCGGGAUGCUGGAGUUAAGGCCAAAUUGGGGAAUAGCUCUGUUAGUCCUAAUGUGGGUCACCUGAUUGUAAAGUAUCUGUGUCCUGCCAUUCGUGAGGUACUGCACGAUGGACUGAAAGCCUAUGUACUGGACCUGAUCAUUGGGCAACGCAAAAAUCAGCCCUGGAGCGUGGUGGAGGCGUCCACACAACUCGGUCCCUCAACACGGGUUUUGCACUGUCUCUUCUCUAAAGUCAGUCAGUAUUCCGAGCUGACCAAUCACAGUAUGCGACUCAAUGCUUUCAUCUUCGGCCUGCUAAAUUUGCGAUCUUUGGAAUUCUGGUUCAAUCACAUUUAUACACAUGAAGACAUCAUUGCAGCACAUUAUCAGCCAUGGGGUUUCCUAUCCCUAUCUCAAGGGGCAUGCAAGCCACUGUUUGAAGAGCUUCUUCUCCUCCUACAGCCGUUGUCACUGUUACCCUUUGACCUUGACCUGCUAUUUGAGCCACACCAGCAACAAAAAGGAGAAGAGCACCUGAGACGCAAGGAACAGCUGUGUUCCACCCGCCAAAGCCUCGACCAAUCAGAUCGCUCUACUUUCCAACUCAUGAGAGGCUUUGGAACAUUGGAGCCUUCACAGAAAGUAGGGAUGGUGCCUUCGAGAGAAAGUUUUAUAUUGAGAGAAGAGGAUGCUCGUCUUCGAAUGGAGGGAGCAUUAAAAGUGAAAAGAGAUGGGCGAAAGAGUGAUGGUGUCAACUGUGAAUCACUGGGUAAGGUGGCUGGAGUUGGUAAAGAGUUACGAAAGAGUGAUGCAAGACAGAUAGAGGGAGUUGGAGGAGAAGUCAGUGAGAAGGAGAAAAGGAGAGAAAGAGAUGGAGACAUGACCAAACAGAGAAACAGACAAGAUGGGUGGUGGUACCAGCUCAUGCAGAGCUCACAGGUUUACAUCGACAACUCAGCUGAAGGGUCAAAAUUUGUGAAGUGGGAGAAGAGGAGGAAGGGAGGCAUUGAAAGUCACAGGCAAAUCCAUCCACCUCUUAGAGAAGGUGUAGUUGAGGGGGCCGAGGCCAUUCAGCAGAUGGAUGAAAAGGUGGACCAAGGUUGGACCAGCAAUAGCAAUAGGAAUACCACUGGCAAUGGGGUCCUCAACCAAUCAGCCUUGACAGAGCCCACCAAAGCUACAAAUGGAAAGCCAUCUUGGAUGGGAAGUCCACCAGAAUCAGUGCUCACGGAGCUAAAAAAGAGUAAGGAGAAGCAGACAGACUGCCAGGAUGCCUUUGAAGGGGUUCAGGCCCAGACGGAAGCAGGGGAGGAUGGGUCAGCACAAGUUUUGCGCUGGGGUCGGCUGUUUGGAGCUGGUAAUGCAAGCAAGAUGGAGAAAAGUGAGCAGAAAUCGGUUAGGAAACAAAGGUUGCCAUCCGGUUGGUUGAGUCUCGACCUUUCUGAGUUGAUUCUGGUGGCUCAAUCUGUUGGUGUGGGGAAAAAAGUAGAGCAACAAUCUCAAAGCCAAGAAUGUCAACUUAGUACAACUCAACAAGCACAAACACAGAAUCCCCCCUCACAGAGACAAGCCCUACGUGAUGUGAGGGCAUUGUGCUAUCAUAUUGCCACAGAGCCGGGCCAGCUCAGUUUCCAAAAAGGGGACGUGCUACAGGUGCUCAGCAGGGCAGACUCUGAUUGGCUAUUUUGUGCUCUGGGGGACAGCCAGGGCCUUGUCCCCAUUAUAUAUGUCACCCUAAUUGAGGACAGUAAGGAGCCCCAGCGUUGAAGUUCUGAAGCAUGGGCUCUGAUGAAGAGGAGUGCGAGAUGGGGUUGGGGACAGAUAGGGGGUCACUAUGAAACCUGAUGCACAAGAGAUGAGUCUGGCAGAUUAAUUUUGUGCUGACAUGUGUAUGUUAACACAAAUAUCACAAAUAUAUGCUGUUAUCAAAUCACCUAUUUGUUUCUGUAAACAGCAAUGAGCCAACCAGCUAUUAGAAAGUGUAGAUCUAGUUACUGAGUAGUGAUAUCGUUUGCGAUGAGCCGUUAGGUUUUGCAACCUAGCUUUUAAACAAACAUGUCAAUAGCCUUUUAAGAAGACCUACAAACCAAAUGAAGUUAUUAGAUGACAAUGCUGGCACACAGGUCUGUGACUUUAUAAAUACUGUAUGAUUUUAUGUCAUCUAGAUGUUAACCGAUUUCUGCGUUGUAACCUUAAGUGUGUGUGCAAAUGCCAUUUGUGGUUGUACAUAACCCUGAGGUCAUUCAAAAACAUCUUGGACGGUUUGUGCAAAAAAGUGUUUCAAAUUUAGCUAAAUAUACUUAUGGGAAUUAAAUCGCUUUAACGGGUUGAACAAUAUUAAAUAUUUUCCUAGCCUUAGGACCAGGGCAGUUAGCCUGUCCAGAGGGAUUGUCUCCAUGACAACAGUCUUUUCUGAUCUAAGGGUGCUUUGACAGAUAAUGGACAAACUAGUAUCAUCUCCACGGUCUCCACCCUUUUGUUUCAUACUUUGCUCACCAUUAAGGGACAAUUUACAGCAAGAUUGUCUGCAUGUGGACUAUAUUGUACUAUAACUCGAAAACUUUUGCACAGUCUGCUAGAGAUGAUGAAAGGGAAGAUGUGUGUACUCUUUGACUACUUUAGACUUUUGUUUUGGUUUAAGCAGACAUGGAAUCCUUUGUGGCCUAUAUUGGUUUAGAUAGAUCCACCUGUACAUAAAUGGAUGGAUGUAAAGAUACUGUAGAAUGGUAUGUAUAGAUUUUUGUGUAAGCAGGCAAAUAUAUAUGAGUUUAAAUGGGUUUGAUGUUACUUAUACUGCAAACAAACACGUCUGAAUGAGAUUAUUUAUUCCAUUCAAAGUCUGCUCUAGCUACCUGUUUAGAUCACUUUAAUGUUUGAAAAUUAUCUAGAAGUUGAAAGACAUUCCUCUGCUUUUGCAUUUUGAGGACAAAGUGAGACAUUUAGACAGGGACGCCAUAACAGUGAACUACUACAUAUGAUUGCAGUGGUAAACUAUUGUGCAUUUAUGAAGUUAUGGCCAAUGGCCAUUUGAUGUGCUAAAUUUCAAGGUGAGGCCUUAGGACAGGAAUGUGUAUUAUGUGUUUUAUUUGAGCAUUAAAUGGUUAUUAAAUGGUUAAUUUUAUUUUAAAUGAUCUUGGGCCCUCAUUAUGGCACUUGAUAUGCUUUUAUUUAAUAUAGUAAUAUAUAAAAAUCACACUUUGAUUUGAGUUUAUCAAAUUACAUUAUGAAGACAUCUCUAGAUGACAAUGUUAAGGUAUGUUUUUGUUAAAACAGUUUUAUUUUUAUUUAUUUUUUCUAUUUAUAUUAUACAUUAGUCAUUAUUUUGUGUAUUUGUAAUUGUACGUAUGUUGCAUUCUCAUGUUCUUGAAAGGAAAACGAGUUCAUUAUUUGUUAUUCACAGCUUAUAACACAUUGAUAUUGUUAACAGUUAAUAACAAUAGCUAUUCAAAUACUAUGUACAUUAUGUUGUUAUGGGAUGUUAUAAGUAGAAGAAAACGCUCUCACACAAAAAGCUGUGCAAUCUAGAUUAUAGUGCUGCUCCUUUAGGUCAUUCUUUGUCACUCAAAGAUUUGUCUGUUGGUCUUCCAAAUACAGUAUGCUUUGCUUUUCACUAGAACCCACCCUGCUAAUGUCAGAGAGGGAGAGGGAAGGGGAGGUAGCUGUCCAGUGCCUUUUUAAUCAGUGUGUCUGCUAUAGAGGGAAUAACUGUGUCUCCUCAAACGUGCUUUGUGCCAUUCAAGUCCUUUUCUGUUACGUAUUAAAAUUGGUCUGAACAAAGACAGGAGUUAAAAGAAACUGGCAAUAAUUUUGGCCAUAAUUCACAAUCAUCUUUCUAUGCAGAUUGUUAGAGGAUGAACACGUUGAAAGUGCAAGUCUUGAUCGGGUGGUUAAUGUAUGUUUGAGCAAUUAUCUCGCUCUCCCUCUCUCUACAUGCUUCAUUGAGAGGUCAUUCUGAUUUGUCUUGCCUGUAUAUAUAUGAUACCUGUAGCCCACCUGUCUCUCCUGCCCCCUCUGUAUGAUCAUGUUGUGCUCCUAUAACAUUACAGCCAUGUGUGGAAAUCAAUAACAAAGUGCUCAUGUGGACACUGAUCUAAUGCCUCUUGUCUCUUUUCUCAUCUCUGUUUCAAAUAGGUGUUAUCUAAAUGAGAAACCUUUU